GAGGCGGGGCGGUGCUGUCCCGUCCUCUCCUCUCGCGAGAGCCCGGCGGUGCCCGGGUCCGUGCCCUUGCGGCGCCAUGGCGGGGUACUUGGACGGCCCCGAGGGCGAGGAGUGCCCGCGCCGCACCUGGUUCACCACCCGGGUCGGCGCCGCCGCGGGCUUGGUCGGGACGGCUUACCGCAUUAUACUGCUGCAGCCCAGCUCGGCCCUGGCCGCCUUGCAGAUGGCGGCUACGGACACCGUCACCAUGGCUACACUGGGAGCUGUGUUUGGCGUAACUACCUGCCUCAGUGCCCAAAUCCGAGAGGAGCCGGACGACCCCUUGAACUAUUUCAUAGGAGGCUGCGCAACAGGAGCUGUCUUAGGUGCAAGAGCUCACAGUUACAUGACUGGCACCACUGCAUGUUUGGGGUUUGGAAUUACUGCUGCUCUGAUGAAGAUAGGUAACAAGGAGGGCUGGAGGCUGACGGGACCUCCCAAGCUGUAGAUGUAGCCUGUCCUCGCUGUGAGUUGUCUUUUCAAUGCUGUACGUAAUAAGACAUUGUGUAAUAAAGAUACUGUCAAAUCA
Molecule: messenger RNA, 568 nt
Organism: Grus americana (Whooping crane)
Lineage: Eukaryota; Metazoa; Chordata; Aves; Gruiformes; Gruidae
Gene: NDUFA11
Product: NADH:ubiquinone oxidoreductase subunit A11
Exons: 4
Coding region: 77-487 (136 amino acids)
Biological process (GO): mitochondrial respiratory chain complex I assembly
Source: RefSeq, a predicted model, not a curated record